Nymphaea colorata (pocket water lily) is the source of this 1009-nucleotide messenger RNA. RefSeq lists its product as uncharacterized. The coding region runs from base 301 to 837 and encodes 178 amino acids. Lineage: Eukaryota; Viridiplantae; Streptophyta; Magnoliopsida; Nymphaeales; Nymphaeaceae. The record is from RefSeq and is a predicted model, not a curated record. The transcript has 7 exons.
UAUUUUUAAUAUGUUUCUUUAAUUAUUUACUUUUAUAUGAUCUCUUUUUCAAAUGAUUCCAAUUCCAAAUUUCCAAUUAUAUUCAGCCAACUCUCCUUUUGCAAAACGAGUCGAGACUGCUUUAUAGCUGCAGAGGACGAGAGGAGAAAGGAAGAAGAACAUCCAGGAUAUGUGACUGCUGUAAGCUGAGGGGCCCAGCUACGGUAAGCCUAAUCCGAGGUGCCUCUGAGCUGAGCCUCCGCUCUGCUUUGGUGUCGGCGGUGGUUGAAAAGAGACACUCGGAGCGGGGGCCCAUCGGCCAUGGCGACGUCGAUGCAGACGAGCGGGAUGCUCUCGAGGGACCAACUCCUCCAUCUCUUCCGCCAGUUUUCCCUCCGCACCUGCCAACCAGAUGUGAAGAAACGAAUCAAGGACGCUGUCAAAGAUAAACAGGAAGCAGUUGCCAUAACCACUGCAAUUCAGGAGGAGAUUUUCCUUGAUAUGGGAGUUGAUCCUGGGUUUGGCAUUACUUGUCUCGGAAAAGUAAAUAUGGUUUAUGAGAAUGACCGAGACCUAAUGAUGCAGUUCUAUGGAUUUGUUGCAAAAGAAGAAUUGGCUUGUGAUGAAGCCGAGCUAGAACCUGAUGAGUUUGCAGAAAAAAUACGGACCCAACAAAACCUUCAGGAACAGCAACUGGAAAUGCUAAAACAAAUGCGUAAAUUUCCAAUGGAUGAGCAGUCAUUCGUCCUUGAGAUGCUUCGGCAGCAAAUGGAGAAUGCUAAUUUUGACAGCCAGGCUUCAGUUUUAACAGCAGAACAAAUUCAUGAAAUUGUUCAAAGUAAAAGAUAUGGUAUGUAAGGUCAAGCAGACAAGGAGUGAAUUAAUUUCCUGGCUUGUACCAUACAGUUGUAUUCUGCAAUUGGCUGUUGGACUGACUUAGCCUUAGGAGAAAGGAAAUCUCUUCCUUGUAGAAAGAUGAUUCAUGUUUUGUAUGAAUGCAAUGGGCUUAUCAGCCUUGGCUAUUCUUACA